Encephalitozoon romaleae SJ-2008 is the source of this 456-nucleotide messenger RNA. RefSeq lists its product as hypothetical. NCBI's taxonomy places the organism in Eukaryota, Fungi, Microsporidia, Unikaryonidae. The record is from RefSeq and is a predicted model, not a curated record. Bases 1 to 456 code for a protein of 151 amino acids. The transcript has a single exon.
AUGUUCUGCAUUCCAUGCCAAAAGAAGUUCAGCACAAAGAAUGCCUACAAAUGUCACAUUUUGACAUCCUCACAUGCAAAGGCAGAAGAUGAAUACAAGAUAAAUAGAAAAGUGGCUAUAGAGCGAAACACAGUUAACUUCAUUACUGACUUUCAUUCUUACAUCUCACAGAUAGCCGAGUAUAAAGAAAUAGGUCAAGCCUAUAGAGAGUACUUAACUAAAAACAGAUUCAGAAUAGAGGGAACACGUUUCAAAAGUGUCGAGGAGGCUGUUGACAAGAUUGCAAAAAGAAUCUCCGUCAUGAAAGAAGAAGGUAGAAUAAUGAUCAAACGUUUAAGCAAGUUUGAAUCUGUAAAGGAACCUCCUGCAUUUGAUUUAGAAAAGCUUAGUUCUACUUUUAGAAUUAGGGUGGUGAAGAAGAAUGACAGAUAUGUCGAAGAAAGCCUGAAGAAGUAA